AUGGCUGAUGAGAACGACAAGGAGCCUACAGUUCAACUCGGACAAGAAGAUGCAACUGCAGAUGUUGCAGCGAAUGUUGCAUCUGGAAAGAAGAGUCCAAGACCUGCAUCUGGUACUGAUAAGCCACUGAAACCAAGAAAGAAGUAUGCAAAAAGAGCUCCGGUUUGGGAACAUUUUCUGCAAAGGGAAGGAGAUCAUGCGAAGAGCUACUGUAAGUAUUGCGCAGCAGAGAUAGCUUGUGAUACUAAGGCAGUAGGUACUAGCCCGAUGAUAGGUCACAUUAAUAGAUGCAAGCAGUAUAAGGAUUGGGUAGAAAAGGAAAAGCAGAAGGUUAUAAGCAGUGAUAACAAUGGGAAUCUGAAGGUCAUUAAGUAUGACCCGAUGUUGUUUAGAAGAUCAAUUAACGAGAUGGUAGUAGUGAAUGAGUUGCCACUCUCAUUUGUAGAGUCAGAGGGAUGGAAGCGGUUCUGCUUCAAUGUCUUGUCGAUGUACAAUACAAUCUCUAGAAGGACAAGUACUAAAGACAUUGUGGCGAUGUAUCUGCAAGAGAAGGCAGCUCUGAAGAACUUGUUUACUCACUGGAUUAAUAGUGAAUGGGAAUUGCAAAAGAGAAUUCUAAGCUUUAAGGUCAUCACGGAUCACAAAGGAGACACCAUAGUAGGACAGUUGAUAGAUUCCUUAGAUGAUUGGGGAAUUGAGAAAGUCAUGGUGACAGUCGAUAAUGCGAAGAACAAUGACAAGGCUUUGGAUGCUUUUAAGGUUCAGUUGAGGCUGAGAGGAGAGGAUGCAUUACUUAGAGAUGGUGACUACCUACAUAUGCGUUGCUGUGCACAUAUCCUCAAUCUGAUUGUCGGCGAUGGUUUGAAGAAGGUAAACCAUCAUAUUGUUGCUAUUAGGAAUGCAGUGAAGUAUGUUCGGUCAUCAUUCACUAGGUUGAAGUCUUUCGCAAUGAGGUGUGACACAGGGAAAAUGUGUAGAGGGAGUUUGCCACUCGAUGUUUGCACACGCUGGAACUCAAUGUAUCUGAUGUUGAGUUCUGCUUUGAAGUUGCGGAAGGUUUUUGAGAAGAUGGAAGCUGAGGACAAGUUGUACUGUGAUUAUUUUGAGGAAGAGGAUGAGAAAACAAGGAUAAACGAGUUGGACCGCCGACUAAUUCUACUUAGGAGGAAAUUGCGAGUUAGUUCCACUGUCUGUUACAAUGAGAUUGUCAACAUUGAGAGGAACCUGAUGAGCAAGUGUACCAGUCCUGAUGAGGAGAUCAGAAAGCAAGCUCAUGUUAUGAGGGAUAAGUUUGAUGAGAAGUAUUGGGAUGGAUUAGGAAACAUGAAUCCGCUAGUGAUUGUGGCCAGUGUCUUUGACCCUCGAAACAAGAUGAAGUUUGCUUCUCUCUGCUUUGAUCAGCUGUAUGGUAAGGAGACGAUAGAGUCUAGGCACCUCAAUGCGAAAGUUUCAGAUGUUAUGAAGAAACUGUAUGAGCAUUACAGUUACAAGCUGAGCACACCAGAAGCCAUCGAAGACACCCCAGAUUCUCAGCCAGAGUCUAGCGUCUUUGAGUUAUUAGAUGAUGAAGAUUGUGAGGGGAUACUUGCAAUAUUCGACAAGGUGGUUGGGUUGAAGACUUCUGCAGAUAACUACAAUGAGUUACAAUAG
This is a messenger RNA of Camelina sativa (false flax), 1650 nucleotides long. Lineage: Eukaryota; Viridiplantae; Streptophyta; Magnoliopsida; Brassicales; Brassicaceae. The record is from RefSeq and is a predicted model, not a curated record.